This is a messenger RNA of Neofelis nebulosa (Clouded leopard), 4599 nucleotides long. Its product is annotated as collagen alpha-1(I) chain-like. The record is from RefSeq and is a predicted model, not a curated record. Lineage: Eukaryota; Metazoa; Chordata; Mammalia; Carnivora; Felidae. The transcript is spliced from 6 exons. The coding region runs from base 1 to 1191 and encodes 396 amino acids.
AUGGAGGCCCAGAGGCCACUGAGGCCCCUACCCCGGGAAAGCUCUCCACCGGCACCCUCAGGUUCCACUUGCCCACCACCUCUCAUCUUGCACUGGUACAUUUUCAAGACCUUGUGGCUGCGGGAUGAGAUUUAUUCAGUGGGCACGCGGGGUUCCAGAACUCCAUGCCUGGCUUUUGAGGAAAAGAAAUGGAAACAUACCAUGUGGCUAAGGAGGAGAAUGGAGUGGUUAUCAGGCACUUACGAAGGCAUGAAGAGACUAGUGUGGAAUGACUUCCCUGAACGUAACCCAGAACCUUACACCCGCCUGGGAGCGAGGGCGCGAGCUCCAGGGUGGAAGACCAAGUGGAGGCGGCCAGAAGGGACCAAGCUGACAGCUUCGCGGAGCGUUUGCAGCAACUGUGGGACCACGACGCGCUUCGCCACAGCUAGAGGGUGCGACCUGGACCCACGGGAUAAUCCUCAUGCAAAUAGCGGGAAGAACAAAGGAAGGGGGGGCCCAGGACCCCCGGGGGCGCAGGUGGGCGUGGGGGGCGGCGGGCCGGGCGCGGGGGCGGCCGGGCGCGCGCGGGACCGGGCGCCGGCGGGCCGCAAGCGACCGCGCGGGGCUCCGUGCCGCCGAGGGUCUGCGUCCGUGUGCGCGCCCGUGCGCCGCGGCGGAGCGCUGGCCGCUGCGCUCCUGGCGCGGUGUGGCGGCGCGCCGGAGCCGGCCGGGGACGCGGGAAGCGGCGGGGGCGACGAGAGCCGUUCCUGUGAAGCUGGCCGCGGCGCGCGCGCACACGCACACGCAGCCGCGGGGCUCGGCCGGCUCGGCGCCCGCGCGGGGGGCGGGCCGAGGGCGGGCCGGGUGGCGGCGGGGGCCGAGGGCGCGCCGCUGCCCGGCGCUGGGCGCCUGCCUUCAGCCGCCUCCCCGGACCGCAAGCAGUUCGCCGCCGCGGGAAGGGGGAAGGGACUUGGAGAUCGCCUGCUCCUGGCCGCAACUGAACCCACGGCUUCUCCCUGCCUUCCCGGGCCAAGGAAUCUUUCCCCUCACUCAGCUACCCGCAUGCCAGCUGCCACCUUUUUGGAGAAGGACUACACCUGUGCUUAUUCUCGCUUUGGAGGAGAGAUUUACAACACGCUGAAGGAACUGGUAUAUAUAAAUGACCUGCUAACUCAAGACUUCUUCUGUCGGAGCAUGGGCCUCUCCUGAGAUGGACUUUCAGAGCUGUGAAGGAUCUGAGGGAUGUGCAUGCCAGCCUACCCACCUCUGCCCCUGAGUGACAAGCACUGGGACUCAGGUUCUCCUUCACUGGACAGCCUGUUCCACUGGUAGACUGCUGCAUUUCCAGAGAAUUCUUGGAAUUGUAUCCUCAAGUAACUUCUACCCACUGGUCUGAGUUCUCUCCACAAUCAAUGAAAUCAUCCUUUCACUUAUCAACCCUUCAAAUAUUGGUUUAUUUGCACUCAUCCUUCAGUUUUUCUUGUCCCUGUCCCUUGGACAUUUUUCACGUGGCAUCUUUCCAGCCACUUUCCCACCCGGCGUGCUCUCCAGCUCAUUCAUGUCAAACGUGAAUGUGUCAUUCAGUAUCCAGGUGUGGUAUUGGGAUUACAUCCAUUGUUUUUUGGCAGUUGCACUACCCUGUUGACUCAUCAACACUCCUGAAGUCCUUUAGUGUGACCUGUUAUGGAACUCCAGUGGGAAGAACAUACUACUCAGAUGGAACCAAGGAUUAGUGAUGAUUAUGAAAAAUAAUAGUGAUGUCUGUGGACGCUCUGCUCAUUUCUCUGUGCAUUCCUGCUGCCCCACCCAAGAUAGUUAUGGAGAGAACAAAUGCUUAUUACGUUCAAAUUACGUGUAGGACAAUGUCUUAGACACUUUAUAUUUACUACCUGUUUAACUUUCUAGGCAACCAUAUUCAUAGAUACUAUUAAACUCUUACACUGAAGACACAGAGAUUGGGAGAAAUUAGCUAACAUGCUUAAGAUCACAUAGCUUGUAAUUGCUAGAGCAUGAAUACGAAUCUAGGUUUGCCUCCAAAUCCCAGGCUUGCUAAGGUGCAUUCCCAGGAGCUAUAAAGAGGAUAAGCUUAGCUAUCCAAGGCGCCUGUUCUCAUUAUCUCUGAAAAACAUGAACAAGAUAUCUUAAAGGAGUUAUGAUAUCUUCUUCCUAUCCUUUGAAGAAAGAAAGGAUCCGAGUUACUGUGUUACUUCUCUGUUCCAGCUGCACCAUAUCUGUUUACCAUUUAGUCCUCAGGAUAAUUCUGGGAGGACAGCAUUAUUGUCAUUACCAUUGACAGGAAGGUGAAGAAGCCAUGGCUCAGAGAAGACAAAGCUAGGUUACUCACACAGCUACUUGCAUUUAGAGCCCAUGUGCUUUCUGCCACACUAUGCCACUUCUCAAGUUUUUCAGCUCAGCCCUAAGUGUCUCCCUCCUAGAGUGUUUCUGGAUAGACUGUCACCCACCAUGAUAGUGUCCCCUCUCCUAUGCAGCAUUUCCAAAAGUAGUGAUUUCCCAAAUUACCUAAAUGGAAAACAUAAGAAUCCUCAUCAAAUUAGAUGAGCAUUCAUUAUUUAAUUCUAUGUGCAUAGCUUUGGGCCAAGGGCCAGUCAGGGAAGCAUGCUAGGAAACCAGCUGAAGUUAUUAAAGCUCAGCGCAGAUGGGGGACAUCAUGCUUUAUUCCAUUUCCAUUGUAUGACCCCAUCCAUGAACUCAUGGUAAGUGCAGUGGUUGCUAUCAAGACCUGAUCAUUUAGUGAUGCUCACUUGAGGGCCAUGGACCCUCCAGCCUUCAGGUGGAAUUAAUUCACUUGCCAAAUCAUAGGUAUAGAAAUUUAGAGACCACUAGUAGGAAUCUUGUGAAUCACAUUACUAAUCUUUGCAUUUGCAAAGAAUGGAAGUGUUCACGGAGUAUGUAUUACUAACCUUAUUCCAUUUGUUCCUCCCAACCAACUGGUAAUGUAGGCCAGCAAGGGUUCUUUGCUCUGUUUUGCAAAUGAGUCAGUAGCUCAAAGGACUAAGAGACUAGCUCAGAGCCUCACCGUUUCUAAGGGACAGAGCCUAAACACAGUCUGUUCAAGCUGUGAAUCCUGUACGUGUCCUCUGCCGUCUCUUUUCCCUUCACUCCUCUCUUGCACUAUUUGCCAAACUUCUUGUACAUCUUUACCCUUGCCAUUGGCCUGUUGGCUGUGAGCAGCCAGUAGCUCAGAAAGAACUGAGAUGCACCACGCUGGAAUUGCUCUUUUCUCAGGCUCCACUUCCCAUGCCAUCUGAUCGCUCUGUCUUUUCACAAAACAGAUGCGAUGGCUUGUAGGUUGUCAUCAAUCUUCACUGUCAACCGCAAGUCUGGUUGACCCUGCAGCACUAAGCUGCUGUAAACGUUCCUUUUCCCCAGGCAAGUACCUGUGUAUCAAUCUUAAUGUCACACUAACCAUUUGAAAAACUUACAACUUCACUCAAUUUCUCUAGGGUGGAUAGUAAGUUGAAAAAUUGUCCGGGAAGCACAGCCUUUCCUGUGGGUUGGCUCAUUGAAGAACACUUGACCUAAAACUUGCUCUGUCUUCAGCCAGUGGACAGAAGGAACAGUGUCCCUACUGCCCAGCUCAGAGUCAAAGCCUGCUGACCACUGCCUCAACCUCUGUCCUCAUCACCCCCUGGCAACCACUAACCUAGCCUCCCUGUCUAAAAUGUUGUCAUUUCAAAAAUGAACAGAAUCAUAUAGUAGGUAGCCUUUAGAAUUGGCUUUUUUCUACUCGGCAUCAUUCCCCCAGAGAUUCAGCCAAGUUGUGCUAUAGGGUUUUGUUUUGUUUAUUAUCAUACGUUAAGACCAUAUGUUAACAAAUUUUAUUUAGUUUUAAUUUUUUAAAACAUUCAGUUAGGUAUUUUGUUUUGGUUUGUUUUUAGUUAACCAAAAUCUGUAGCUGGGGUAACAGAGGCUAGCUGUGCCACUUCCUAGCCAGGAGACUUGUGGAAUGCUUAAUCUUCCUGAGACUCCAGGUCCUUGCCUUUAGAAUGAGUGUAACAAUUAGACUCUUAUAUUUGACUUUUUAAAGUUUCAAGGAGGAGAAGCAUCCAAAUUCCCUUCAUUAAUGGAGUUGUGUUAUAAUGAUGCAAGGCAGUGUCUUUUUUAGCCACAGUACCUCCAAGUCCCAGUACUUCAAAGAUUGGGAUAAACAACGAGCCUCAUGCGUUAUUUGGAAGGGAAAGACAUUAGAUUCAGUGGCCUACCUUUUCUGUGACUCCCUGUCCAAGAGAGUCCUAUUGCCCAAGAGAAAGGGUGUGAUUGGGUUGGUUGGCCAUUUCCAAUAUAGAGAAACUGUAAUGGGUCCACACCAAACCCUAUGAAGGUGGUAUCCUCUCUCAUGGCCCUCUUGUAGAUGCACUACAAGAAUCUGUAAACUUCUCUGUCUGGCCAUCUCUGUCUGCCAAUUGGUCGGAAACAACCAAAGAUGGGGAUUGCCUUAGGAGGUGAUAACCAUGUCACUAGAGGUAUUCAGGCUGAGGCUGAUGGUCAUAUAGUAUAUAUGGGACUAUAAGCAGAGAAUCAACUGAUUUCUGGUUUAGCCAUCUGUAGAUGAAGGGCAGAAUUUAUUCAACAUAGUAAAAAAAAAAAAAAAGGAAA